AUGAGCGGUAAAGAGAUCGUUAUUCUUAACGAGGAAGGAAGAUCAUGGAACUUUAAUAUGACAUACAACAAAGCACGCAUGCAUACUUUUGUCAGACCUGGCUGGAGAAGAUUCUGCGCUCAGAAUAGUAUGAACAAAGGUCAUCACUAUACAUUCAAACUGUAUAUUCCGAGGAAGUUUAUGAAUGCAAAUGGUCUGGAAAGAUUCAGCGAUAUAAUUUUAAAGAAUGAAUGGGGAGGAAGAUGGACUUUAGGUUUGAGACACUACGAUGUACUCAACCAUACUUAUCUUGGACCAGGCUGGCAAACUUUCUGCCAAGUAAACGGGAUCAAAGCUGAAGAUUCCUUUAUGCUUAAACUUGUAGAAACUGGGGGCAAGCCUUUUCUCUUGUUGUGCAGUUCCAACCGUGGCAAAACGCCAUUAGAGUGUUCAGAAGAUAGUGAUGAUGUAAACUCCCUCUCCUCAGAUACUAGCAGCGGAAAUGAUAGUAGAGAAGAAUCCCAAGAAAGUGAAGAGGAGAGUUCUGAAGACGAAGGCAGCUCACAUGAAAACUUUGAGAUGGAGAAAAUGAAGAGUAGCUCAAGCUACAGAGCUUCAUCUUCAUUUAGUCAACGAUUUGUGAAAUUAACUCUAACACAGAGAGCUCUUAAAGCCGCUAGACUGACUCUUCCGCUGGGUUUCACAAGAGUGAAUGGCAUCAAUAAGCCAAGAAAAAUAACGCUAUUAGGUAAAGAUGGAGUGAAGAAACAAGUGGAUCUAUUACAGCACAACAGAUUCGGAAUAAUGCGAAUUGGAAAAGGAUGGAAAGAGUUCUGUGAGGAUCAUGGGGUAAAGGUAAGAGAGUCCUUUCUGUUGGAACUCAUUUGGGAUGAAGAAGCGAUUCCAGUGCUUAAGUUCUCAACCAAACUUUGA
Eruca vesicaria subsp. sativa (arugula) is the source of this 912-nucleotide messenger RNA. NCBI's taxonomy places the organism in Eukaryota, Viridiplantae, Streptophyta, Magnoliopsida, Brassicales, Brassicaceae. The record is from the annotation of a GenBank genome assembly.